Sinocyclocheilus anshuiensis is the source of this 1011-nucleotide messenger RNA. RefSeq lists its product as uncharacterized. Lineage: Eukaryota; Metazoa; Chordata; Actinopteri; Cypriniformes; Cyprinidae. The transcript has 7 exons. The record is from RefSeq and is a predicted model, not a curated record. Bases 16 to 654 code for a protein of 212 amino acids.
ACCUGCUGUGGUCUCAUGCCAUUUACGACCACGAGACCAGAAAUCUGCCAACCUCCGGUACAAGCAGCUCUGCAAUGCUGCAACAGUGCUGCUAAUCCACUUCUGGACGUGCUGAGCAAUGAUACCAUACUGAGAACGAAGGGGAUACAUCUGGUAGUGAUUAAAUGUGAGUAUAAAGCAGAGAUGAAGUGUGCUUGGACUACAGAAAGCAGCAGGAUGAAGAGUAGUGUGCAGCUAGGGCUGUUGUGUCUCAGCCUGCUCAUCUCCAGUCUUCAUGGAGAAGAAGAAGUCGAGACAGAUUCAAGCAUGCACAUCCCAAUUAAGUUUGAUGAGCCGGAUCUUCAUCAGUUUGAGAUGUACAGAGUACGAAGACAGACGGUCUCCACAGAGAAGGAAAAUACAGCAAAGACAGUAGCUGUUGUGCCACCAAGUGAGAACAGCAAGACUAAGAGAAAACGGCCACGUCCAGGAGGUCUUACUCCUUUAGGAGACAGUGGAGAUCCGACGAGCCAGGACAAAAACAGGAAUAACAAACAGAAAAAACGUCCCGGGAGUCAGAGCCUUUUAGCAAUCAGUGGAGUUUUCCAGCUGCCCCAACAGACUGCCAAAGCCAAGAGAGAUGCCGGAGGAAAAAGGCCCUUGCCAGAAAGUUAAAGCAUUGUACGUGUUCAAGGCUCCUUCUGAGGUUACCUGAAUUAGGAAAAAUAGGAAUUGCAAAUAAAUACAUCACCAUGUUUCAUAAAGAGUGUUUCGGGCUCAGGUUAUGCAUGUGAUAAUCAUUUAUAUUUCUAUAGCUUUUCUUUUCCAAGUAUAUGUUAAGUAAUAACCUCUAUGGAAAAUGAAAGGAAUUUACCGAAUUCUCCCCCUAGUGUAAUUCUUAUUGGCAUCACUAGGGGGCAAUAUUUACACAAGCGAUAGUCGCUCGAACCAGCUUGGCUUCUGUUAAAACAAAAUGUUUGAUAUCUGUUUAUCUUCAUCUCUUAAUUACAAUAAAGCAGCUGUGUUUAAAAA